AAUUAUUCAUGGACUCCCGAUGACAGUGGAAAACACUUGAUCUACUUAAUUAGAUAUUAACAAGGACGCAGACAUCAGUAUACAUAUAUCCCGAUCCGUCCAGCCAUCCUAUCCAGCCUUUCGCAAAUCCCACAUUAUCAUAACCCCACCAAAAGUAAAGUUCGACCUGCGCUAACAUGCAAAUUACCGUACAAAUAGGAUUGUAGAAAAGGAAAAAGAGAAAGGAAGAAAGGAAGAGAAAGCGCCGAGCCAAUCACAAACACCUAAAACUGGAAAGCAAUGACCAAGACAGCGCCAAUAGCCGCGGCGAACGUUGCCGGGAAAAGACCCGACGCAGCGCCCGGGGAGACAAUGAUGGACAUAGGUGGAGCCGGGCCCAGUGGGGGGGUAAGUUGCCGGCGCGGUGGUGGCGGGGAGGGUCGGGUAGACCAAGGUGGCAUCAACGGCGGUGACGACGAGCUGGACGACAGGAAUGGUGGCAGUCUGGACCUUGGUGGUGGUGGUGGUGGAAACGACAUAUCCGGAGGAGGGUCCGGCGGUGAUGGUGGUGACCGGGCAAGGGACGACAGUCGCGAUAGUCUGAACGACGGUGGUGACGGGGACGUUGGCCGGCGGGGGAGGGAGAGUGAUGGUCGGUGGCAGGCAGGAGACGAUGGCGGGGUUCUGAGGAAUGUACGGCUGGCAGAUACCCAAGAAGUAUUCAAGAGACUUGCUUACGUCGGAAUCGUCCUUGCCCCACGACUGGACGCACUCGGAAACCUUGGUGACGAAUUCUGCGUGAGGACAGAAGCAGUUGGCGUCGGCGGUAUCGUCGCAGUCGAUGAUGAAGAUCCAAGUCUUGAGGCAGCGAGGGAGAGUGGGUGGGCACUCGGUUGGUGGAAGAGGGGCUGCGGAGGUGGUGGCGGCUGGUGGUGGGUAAGAGACUGA
This is a messenger RNA of Tuber melanosporum (Perigord truffle), 927 nucleotides long. RefSeq lists its product as uncharacterized. The coding region runs from base 280 to 927 and encodes 215 amino acids. The transcript is spliced from 2 exons. The record is from RefSeq and is a predicted model, not a curated record. Lineage: Eukaryota; Fungi; Ascomycota; Pezizomycetes; Pezizales; Tuberaceae.